Messenger RNA from Carya illinoinensis, 342 nucleotides. RefSeq names its product chaperone protein dnaJ 20, chloroplastic-like. Gene Ontology annotation, cellular component: chloroplast. The transcript has a single exon. NCBI's taxonomy places the organism in Eukaryota, Viridiplantae, Streptophyta, Magnoliopsida, Fagales, Juglandaceae. Bases 1 to 342 code for a protein of 113 amino acids. The record is from RefSeq and is a predicted model, not a curated record.
AUGCAUUUUUUGCCGAGUUCAAUCCACAGCAUUCAUGCUAAACCUAAACUUUUCCUUUCUUCUCCAGUACUUCCCGGUAAACGGCACCGGACCGGCCACUUGCAGGCAGUACUAUCUGUCUCAUGCAGAGCCACCGCCACUAAUUUCUACGAGAUACUUUCACUGAGUCCGGACAACGCGAGCAUCGACGAGGUAAAGAAAGCUUACAGAACCAUGGCUCUUCGAUAUCACCCAGACGUUUGUCCUCCGCCCAUGAAGGAAGAGUCGACGAGGAUAUUUGUCCAGCUGAAUGCCGCAUACCGGACGCUGUCGGAUCCCGUGCUGCGCAUAGAGUAUGCAUGA